GUGCGUUUGAAGUACUAAGAAAAAUACUGAAUAUCUGAGGCUUCAUAAAUAUUUUUGGACCUUUUGCUUCGAGAAUUGACUGGAAAUCGCUGAGUAUUUGUAAUAUCCAGAGUAGCGAUCUCAUUUCACAUCCAAGCUGGGUGAACGAAGGCCAUCGAUGGGGGACGACAGCGAGUGCCACUACCGGCUGGUCAGCCUAGGUGGCGCCGCAGUUGGCAAGAGCUCCAUUCUGAAGCGAUUUCUUUUCGGUACAUACUGCGACAGGCACAGGCCCACCGUAGAGGACCUCUAUAGCAGAGAGUUUGACAUUGCUGGGACGCAGUUGAAGGUAACAUUUCUCGACACUGCUGGUGACUUACAAUUUCCAGCCAUGCGUCGUCUAUCAAUAGCCAACGGACAAGCGUUCCUCUUGGUGUACAGCGUGGACAGUGAAGAAUCUUUCAACUUAGUAAAGCAGUGUUUCGAAGAAAUUAAAGAGCAAAAACCCGACUUUCAAGAGUUGCCAAUAAUGAUUGUUGGCAACAAGAAUGACGUUCCGGAGGAUCGUCGUCAAGUGAAGAAAGAAGAUGUCAAUGAAUGGGUUUUCUGUGAGCUUCCUAAAGUCAGAGCAAAGGUUAUCGAAUGUUCUGCCAAAGAUAAUGUAAAUAUAAGAGAUAUUUUCCACUCGUUUCUGCAACUGGCAAAGAUACCAAUGCCCAGUGAAAGCCAGGCUCUGAGGAGGAGGUUUAGCACACACGUUUCAAUUGGAAAAAACCUUAGGUUUAAUAGUAGUCUAAGUCCUCAACGUGAAGCUCAAAGCGAAAGUAGUCCAGAGCCUUCCCCUCAACAGUCCACUUCUCAAAAGUCUAGCAAGCCACGCAGCCGAAGCCUAAUCCGCCGAACCAGCAAGAAAACUAACAAGUUAAAAGAACAGCAAACUACACCAGGAUGCAGCGACGGGGAUUGCCAUGUGUCAUGA
Molecule: messenger RNA, 958 nt
Organism: Uloborus diversus
Lineage: Eukaryota; Metazoa; Arthropoda; Arachnida; Araneae; Uloboridae
Product: ras-related protein Rap-1b-like
Exons: 5
Coding region: 158-958 (266 amino acids)
Molecular function (GO): GTPase activity; GTP binding
Source: RefSeq, a predicted model, not a curated record